Molecule: messenger RNA, 1538 nt
Organism: Vigna radiata var. radiata (mung bean)
Lineage: Eukaryota; Viridiplantae; Streptophyta; Magnoliopsida; Fabales; Fabaceae
Product: zinc transporter 4, chloroplastic
Exons: 4
Coding region: 193-1311 (372 amino acids)
Biological process (GO): zinc ion transmembrane transport
Cellular component (GO): plasma membrane
Molecular function (GO): zinc ion transmembrane transporter activity
Source: RefSeq, a predicted model, not a curated record
CUUCAGUUGCGAAGUCUGUUUCUUCCCAACGACGACGUUCACUCUCACUUCAUUUAAUUUCAGUAUUCCCACCACAGUCCACACGCACAGCACGUGCCCGCUGGCUCCAACAAAGUCAUCUUCUUCUUAUUUCUGUUUUCCCCCAAAAGAAAACUCAGAUCAGAUUAAAUUCCAUAGACGCUAUCUUUCUCCAUGUUUCUGAUUCAGGAUCUCUUCUCCCUCCCGCGCCUCCACCACGUCAUCUCAGCAGAAUCGGUUUUGCAGUCUCUAGGCGAGUCGGUUACGAGUUCGAGUUGCAAAAGCACGGAGUUGGAGCAAUGUCGCGACGAGUCAGCGGCGUUGGUGUUGAAAUUCGUGGCGAUGGCGUCGAUUUUGUUGGCCGGAUUUGGAGGGGUCGCGAUUCCGCUAGCGGGGAAGUCGCGGCGGUUUCUUCGGCCGGAUGGGGAUGCCUUCACGGCGGCGAGGGCGUUCGCGGCGGGGGUGAUUCUCGCCACGGGGUUUGUGCACAUGCUGAGGGAUUCGUGGGAGGCGCUAGGAGACCCGUGUCUGAGAACCUACUGGAGCGCGUGGGCGAAGUUUCCUUUCACCGGUUUCUUCGCCAUGGUUUCCGCGCUCUGCACUCUCCUCAUUGACUUUAUGGCGACUGCGUACUACGAGCGGAAGGAGGGGCGUGGACGUGUGGAGCGUGCGAAGGUUGUUGAGUGUGGGAGUGACGAGGAGGCGUUGUUGGAAACGGGUAUAGUGGAGGUUAAGGAUGUUGGGGGAGAGGGAAGUCACGCGGUGCAGCGAACACACUCCCACUCGCAUCACCGUGAUGAUGUGGAAAGUACGGUUCGGCACGUCGUGGUCUCACAGGUAUUGGAGCUUGGGAUUGUAUCUCAUUCGAUGAUAAUUGGGCUAUCUCUAGGAGUUUCGCAAAGCCCUUGUACCAUGAGACCCCUAAUUGUAGCAUUAUCGUUCCAUCAGUUCUUCGAAGGAUUUGCACUUGGUGGAUGCAUCGCCCAAGCCCAAUUCAAGACCUUGUCAGCAACAAUUAUGUCAUGUUUUUUUGCACUAACAACGCCCCUAGGUGUUGCCAUUGGGGCUGGUAUUGCUUCAGUUUUUAACCCUUACAGUCCAGGAGCACUCAUCACUGAAGGCAUCUUGGACUCUUUCUCAGCUGGGAUUUUAAUGUACAUGGCUUUGGUGGACUUAAUAGCCGCAGAAUUUCUUAGCAAGAAAAUGCAUUGCAACUUCAGGCUUCAGAUUACAUGUUACUGCUUGCUUUUCCUUGGAGCUAGCUUGAUGUCUUCACUCGCAAUUUGGGCAUGAGUGAUACUUUUCAACGUUGUAAAUUAUCUCAGGUAAUAUCCUUGUAUAGCUUUAUUGUUUUUAUUGUUCUCAUAUACCUAUCUAUAACUAAUUAAAUCAAGAAAAAUAUAUAGAUUGCUAAAAAGGGCGUGUUGACAAUUGUAACAUUACAUCAUGUGUGGUUCUAAUUGUGACCCCACUCAAAAUGUAUCUCACAAUUUUAAUUUAAAGCAUGCAACUGCACUCAA